GAAUCCCUUUCUCUCUCUAAAAAGAAAAAAUAAAAAAUAAAAACUUUCUCUCUCUCUCAAAUUGACGAAAGGAUAACAGACAGGAGAGAGAAAAUCGGUGGAGCGAGUUUUAGAGGAGAGAGAAAAAUAAUGGGGAGGUAUUUGGGGAAACGCAAAGGAGUAGUAGGCGAAAUUGCGGUUGUAGGAGUAAAAACAAGAGCUCGAGCUGCUUUAGCUAUGGCGGCGGCUGCUACUACUGCUACUUCAUCGCCGCCGGUGAAGAAGAUCAAGAAAGUUUCGAGGUCGAAAAACUUUUAUCAGCUAAGAAAUCGCCGGAAAAAUUUGUCGGUGCUGGAGAAUUUCGAUGAGAAGGAAACGACGUCGUCUUCUUCGGAAGUUGUUGCUGUUCUUGUUGAAGAAGAUGUUGCGAAUUGUUCGAAAAGUGAGGUGAUUACUACAAAUAAAUCGGAUUUUCCGCCUUCUUGCAGCUCAAGCAAUAAUGAUCAGUCGAAUUCGAAUGAAAUCGUCAAGGAUCGUUUAGGAAUUAGUAUCGCAGAUCCAGAGGUUGAGAGUGGUGAGGCAUCGUCAAGGUAUUUCGACUGCCAUAGAACAGAAGCGAGUGAAGCCUCAAAAUCGGACAACCAGGAUUCUCCGAAGCUUCGAGAUGCAGCAAAAUCAACGGUCGAGAUGAAGAUGCCGUCUGAUUCAGAAAUCGAAGAAUUCUUCUCUACUGCUGAGAAAGACCUCCACAAACGCUUUAGCGAUAAGUACAAUUUCGACAUUGUGAAUGAUGUUCCACUGAAUGGUCGUUACGAGUGGGUUCCAUUACAGCCAUAAACAACAACAACAACAAAAGCUAUGUCUGAUGAUAAUGAUGAAUUCUUCCACAAUUACGCCAAAUUUAGCCAGUAAAUUCUCAAGUAACUUUUACUUUUUUUAGUUUUUUCUCUUAGCAAUUGCUCUAAUUCCUCAUGGAGAAAAAAAAAGUACAAUUAGCUAGUAAAUUAACUUUAUUAGCUAGAAACUUUUUUUUAGUUUUUUAGUUGAAUGAUUUUUGUCGUUGGGGAAGAAGGAUUCCACUCACUUACUCACUAGCAAUGUGGCUAAAGAAGAAGUAAGUAGUAUUAGUAUUAGUAUUAGUAUUAGUACAAGUUGAUGUACAUUCUGUCUCCUUUUGUAUCUUCAGUAGUAGUAGUAUGAGUAUCUACUUAUUACUCUCA
This is a messenger RNA of Beta vulgaris subsp. vulgaris (sugar beet), 1199 nucleotides long. Its product is annotated as cyclin-dependent kinase inhibitor 7. The transcript has 4 exons. Bases 130 to 816 code for a protein of 228 amino acids. Gene Ontology annotation, cellular component: nucleus. The record is from RefSeq and is a predicted model, not a curated record. Gene Ontology annotation, biological process: negative regulation of cyclin-dependent protein serine/threonine kinase activity. Gene Ontology annotation, molecular function: cyclin-dependent protein serine/threonine kinase inhibitor activity. NCBI's taxonomy places the organism in Eukaryota, Viridiplantae, Streptophyta, Magnoliopsida, Caryophyllales, Amaranthaceae.